AUGAAAUACCUCCCAGUGACGGUACGAGGCUUACCCUCUGGAACCACAGCACGUCAGGUGGAGGACAACUUCAAUGGCCAUCUCAAUAUCGAAAGCCCAUGCCUCGUGGGCCCUAUCGUUGAAGAGCUACAAGGCGGCAGCUGUUCCACUACUGUCAUAUUCCAAAAGGAAAAGAAAGGGCGAAAACGAAGCUGUGAAGACAUCAAAGAUUCCUUCCACCUGAGCAGAUUCGAAUCCGGAUCGACUCAGGCUACAAUCUCAAUUUCUGACGAUUUUCUUGGACUUAAUGCACUUGCUGGUCGGAGAGAUGCUCCUAUUCACUUAGGGGGCAUUGUUGCGUUGAACAUGGCUCUACUUGGAGCGGUGGAAGGCAGCAGCAGACGAGAAUACCACGAUUUAUUCGUCCACAACGACCGAUGUUUAGUGAAAGGCGUUGUUUUAUUGGGCACUCCCUUACGUGGAAGUGGUCAGGCAAAUCUCAUGGCUCCUAUCGUCAAGACGGUGAAAGGCCUGAACAGGCUCUAUGGUACUAAUGAGAACUUUGUCAGAGCCUUACGAGAGGACUCUGGGGCAUUGGACAUACCACAAAUUGUCACCCGCUUCAAAUCAGUGGUCAAGACUAACGGUGUAGCUUUGCGCAUUGUUUGUGAGGAGAGACCAGUUGUUGGCUCCUCGCUGACCACUUCUUACGACUCUGCUCUUGCUAUUUUAGGAGACAUCGUCACCCCAUUUCGCAUUCAAGGCCGGGAUCAUAUCUCGAUGGUAAAGUUUCAAGACGAGAAUGAUACGGAAUAUAAGAAAUUGGAGAACCUUAUCAUAAAGAUGAUAAGACCUCUCGUUCCUACAAGACCUGGAGGAGAGGAUCAUCACUUCUCGUCGACUGAUCGAUCAACUGGUGCUUCCAGCGAUCAACCACCUUGGCAACAGGGCAGUAAUUCGUUUACGCCCUGGCGGCAAGAACCAAAUCCGAUAAACUUCAAUGUCUAUUUGGCAGCUCAAUCAAACGCGUUUGCGUCCCCAUCGAGGCAGCAGACAUACCCGACACAGAGCCGCCCGCCACCAAGUCCAGCAGUCCAGACAGUAUCGGACCCAACAAUGGACGGCUCCUCAAUUCCUGCGGGCACAAAUCAAGAUUCUCUUAUAUCUCGAGCGCAAACGGACCCUCAUCCGGAUACUACUGCGGACGAAAACCCUUUCAACCGCUUGGAUCUUUUUGACACCGCGUUCAUAAUUGAUGAUACUGGAUCUAUGGUCAAAGAAGCUCGAAACGACGAACCCAACGGUUUAAACAGGUGGGCAGUAACGGUUCAAGCCCUCGAUCAUAUUGCAGAGAUUGCUGCUCAGCAUGACCCUGAUGGUAUUGAUAUACGAUUUUUAAAGUCCGCACAUCUCGCAGACGACAAUAUUCGCAGCGGCAAGGCCGUCAAGAAAAAGCUUGAUCAAAUCGAUCUCUGGGAUGGCAAGCAUGGCGGGGGAACAUACUUCCAGGAGCGUUUGGAAGAAUUGAUUGACCCGCGGGUCUGGGAAUACCAGUGGUUCAAAGAAGAUUUGGCCAAGUAUCCAGGUGAACUUCGACAGGCAACGCAAAAGCGUUUGCCAAGGUCACAAUGGCCGAAGAAACCAACACAACCAAGUAGAUACAACGUCAUAGUAGUAACCGACGGCGCUGCUGAUGACAGACAAGAGGUUGAAGAAUACAUAAUCAGUGUUGCGACAAGACUCGACGAGUUGCGUGCCCCGAAAAGGCAGAUCGGCAUACAAUUCGUGCAAGUCGGUGAAGAUGAAUCAGCAAAGGUCUGGCUUAAACGUUUGGACGACGACUUGAGUAACAUGGUGCCACCUAUUCGAGACAUUGUUGACACAACACCCUUUGACAGCCAUCUCAUUCAAGAGAAUGCUUCAUUUGCAGAAGCUUUGGAACAGGUGAUAGUCAGCAAUGUCCUUCAAAAAGCACUACUUGGAGCCGUUACAGAAGAAGAGGACAAUAGAGUAAUCGAGGCUGGCAUGUCGGAGCUAGGGGUUUGA
Molecule: messenger RNA, 2025 nt
Organism: Bacidia gigantensis
Lineage: Eukaryota; Fungi; Ascomycota; Lecanoromycetes; Lecanorales; Ramalinaceae
Exons: 5
Coding region: 1-2025 (674 amino acids)
Source: RefSeq, a predicted model, not a curated record